CCAAAAUUGAACUAUCAGUUGAUUGGGCUUCCCAGUGCGCGAGACAGGAGCACACACACGCUGGGCUGCACUGCCCCCCUACCGCACUGGCAGAAAGCGAGCUGGAGCGCCGAGAGCUGUCGUCCCGAGCGCAGAGACGGUGCUUUCAUUGGUACAGUAGCUACCCACCUCGCAAUGUGCCAAGAAACUUAACAGGAAUAACACUCCCGUCUUUUUCUUACGUUUCCUGUUUUUUUUCAGAUGUUCCAGUGUUUUUUGCGUGUUUUGCUUAUGCAUGGUAGUUGUCUUGCACUGAGGUAGCGUAAUUAUUCGCUGGCUGUUUUUGUGAUUAGAGGCGGACACAGGUGAAGAUGGCGAGGGGACCUGCUCUAGGAAUAACUUUCGCUGGUGGCAGAUCGGCAUACAUCAAUAUUUUGUUAUUCUGGUCGCUCGCCUGCGCGGUGAGUGGACAGGAGUUUCCUACCAACGGAGUGAACGGAUUCAGCUUGCAUCCGCCGUAUUUCAACUUGGCAGAGGGCACGAAAAUCACGGCGACCGCGACCUGCGGGGAGGACGAGAAUGGGCGUGCGAUACAGGACUUGUAUUGCAAACUUGUUGGGGGGCCGGUGUCGGGAGACCCGAGUCAGACCAUUCAGGGCCAGUACUGUGACACCUGCACCAUGGGUGACAGCAACAGGGCGCAUCCCAUCACGAACGCCAUCGACGGGACAGAGAGAUGGUGGCAGAGCCCUCCCCUUUCCCGCAGCGUGGAGUACAAUGAGGUCAACGUCACUUUGGACCUAGGGCAGCUCUUCCAUGUGGCCUAUGUUCUCAUAAAGUUUGCAAAUUCCCCCCGACCUGACCUUUGGGUGCUGGAGCGGUCCAUCGAUUUUGGGGAGACAUAUCAACCGUGGCAGUUCUUUGCCUCUUCAAAAAGAGACUGCAUUGAACGGUUUGGCCAAAGGACAAUUGAGCGCAUCUACAAGGACAACGAUGUCAUCUGCACCACCGAGUAUUCCCGCAUCGUCCCACUAGAAAAUGGAGAGAUUGUGGUGUCCCUGGUGAAUGGGCGCCCGGGAGCCAUGAAUUUCUCCUACUCCCCCGUGCUGAGGGACUUCACCAAAGCCACCAACAUCCGCCUGCGUUUCCUUCGCACCAACACACUGCUGGGCCACCUGAUGGGGAAAGCACUGAGGGACCCCACUGUCACUCGCAGGUAUUACUACAGCAUCAAGGACAUCAGUAUUGGCGGACGGUGCGUGUGCAAUGGACACGCGGAAGCCUGCAACGCUAAGGACCCCAACGACCCUUACAAACUGCAGUGUGAUUGCCAACACAACACUUGUGGGCCAUCAUGUGACCGCUGUUGCCCUGGAUUCAACCAGAUGCCAUGGAAACCAGCGACGACUUACAGCGCUAAUGAAUGUGAACCCUGCAACUGCAACAAGCAUUCGUUUGAGUGCUAUUACGACCCAGAGGUUGACAAGAGGAGGGCCAGCAUCAACAUUCACGGGGAGUACAGGGGUGGUGGUGUGUGCCUGGAGUGUCAGCACCACACUACAGGAAUCAACUGCGAGCGGUGCAUACCUGGGUACUACAGGUCACCUGAUCAGCCUCUGGACUCACCAUUCGCCUGCUCUCCUUGUGCCUGCCAGUCCGAGUUUACGGAUGGAACGUGCGAGGACCUGACGGGCCGCUGCUACUGCAAGCCGAACUACACUGGAGUUAACUGUGACACCUGUGCAGAGGGCUACAUCAACUUUCCCCAGUGCUUCCCUAUUCCCAUCAUCUACAACAACAAUAAUGGUGAAGCACUACCUGCUGGGGAAAUUAUAAACUGUGAGUGUAAUGCAGCCGGCACAGAGGGCAACUCCUGUCGUCCCGACCCCCGAACUCGCUCCUGCGUCUGCAAGCCAGGCUUCACGGGAGUCCACUGUGACAGCUGUGCGCCUGGCUUCUUUGGCCUUAACUGCCAGGCCUGCCAGUGCUCUGGUCCCGGCUGCCUGGACGGGACCUGCGACUCGGCCACGGGUCAGUGCCACUGCCGCAGCGGCUUCCAGGGGUAUUCGUGUGAGCAGUGCGCCCCAGGGUACUUCAACUACCCUCUCUGCCAGCUGUGUGGUUGCAGCGCGGUUGGUUCUCUCCCAGAGGGCUGUGAUGCCUCAGGUCGUUGCCUGUGCCGACCGGAGUUCCAGGGGCCACGGUGUGAGCAGUGUCGGUCCGGCUUCCACUCCUACCCCAACUGCCAAGUGUGCUCCUGUGACCCUCGCACCUCUCUGGAUUCCAGCUGCAGUGUCACAGGGCACUGUCACUGCCGUCCUAACUUCAGUGGCACGUCAUGUGACCAGUGCGCACCCGGUUACUACGGCUACCCGAGCUGCACACCCUGCCAGUGCUCUGUUGAAGGUUCCCGUUACAGCACCUGUGAUCAGGUCAAUGGACAGUGCACCUGCUUGCCCAAUGUGGUGGGCCAGCGCUGUGAUUCCUGCACCCCGGGAUCGUAUGGCUUCCCACUCUGUCAAGUUGGAACUUGCAACCCUGCUGGUUCUGUGCAGAAUGAGAUUUUGCCAACAGUUGGUGCCUGCGAGUGCCGUACCUAUGUGGAGGGUGCAGCCUGUGACAAAUGCAAACCCCUCUUCUGGAAUCUGUCGCCAGAUACUCUUUAUGGAUGCUCCAGCUGUGAGUGCAAUACAGAGGGAACCCUGAGCAGUGUGGCAGAGUGUGCUCAGAGCAACGGACAGUGUUACUGCAAGCCAAAUGUAUGCAGUGGGACAUGCUCUGUGUGCAAAGAUGGCUUCUUCAACCUGCGGGGGGACAACUACUUUGGGUGCCAGGGCUGUCAGUGUGACAUAGGGGGGUCCGUCGGACUGUCGUGUGGCGACAGGAAUGGGAGAUGUCAGUGCCGACCCAACGUGGAGGGGUCAAAGUGUAAUCAACCCAGACCAGACCACUACUUCCCAGACCUGCACCAUCUGAAGUUUGAAAUUGAGGAUGGCACCAUGCUAGAUGGUCGGCCAGUCCGUUUUGGGUACAACCCCCUCGAAUUUGAGGGUUUCAGCUGGAGAGGUUACGCACAGAUGUCUCCAAUCCAGCCCAAGGUGGUGGUGGCAGUGUCAGUGAGCUCUCCGGACCUGUUUCAUGUAGUAUUGCGCUACGUCAGUCGCGGCUCCGUGGACAUCCGGGGCAGGGUGUCAGUCCUGGAGGACGGGAAGAACUUUUUAUGCGGCAACUGCUCAGACCAGUCCAAACAGAUCAUCUUUGCUCCAAGUUCGGAACCCGCGUUUGUCAAUGUACCGCAGAACAACUUUGUGGAGCCCUUUGUUCUGAACCCCGGCACAUGGACAGUGGUCAUUGAGGCCGAGGGCAUUCUCCUGGACUAUCUGGUAUUGUUACCCAGUGCAUACUAUGAAGCCCCCAUUUUGCAGUUCAAAGUAACAGAGGCCUGCACCUACAGCCCCUCACAGGACUCCAGCCAGAACUGCCUGCUUUACAAGUACCUGUCACUGGACGGCUUCCACUCCAUUUCGGGCAAUGAUGCCAGUUGCAGAUUCGACAACCACCUUCCACGGCCCUGCCAGAAUGAGAAGAUCACUCCCCGCCACCCCAGCAUGGCCAUCUGUAGUGGCAGCGAUAUUAAUGUACAUCUGCGGACUCCAGUGCCCCACCCCGGGAAGUAUGUGGUGGUAAUAGAGUACGCCAGUGAGGAGGAGACAUCCCAGACACUCACUGUAUCCGUCAACACACCAGGUGGACGCACACACCAAGAAUAUGUCUCACUGCUACACUGCAAAUACAGUUUCUUGUGUCGAGUGGUCAGCGUGGAUGACAAGAACCGCGUGGCCAUCUUCACACUGUCCACUGAAGCCGACGUGCAGCUCAUUGCUGAUAGAGCCAGCUUCUUCCUGCACAAACUGUAUCUCAUCCCCCAUGAGCAGUUCACCAUGGAGUACCUGGAGCCCAAAGUGCAUUGCAUCAGUACACAUGGGUCCUUUUCUCCUGACAGCAGUGCCUGCAUCCCGUCCCGCUUCCAGACGCCCUCCCAGUCGCUGGUUCUGAAGGACGGUCAGGCCUCUUCGGUCCAGGAGCCAGUCCUGGCCUCCCCUCCGCACUCACAGUUCCUGCCUGCAGACUCCCCCCAGUGGGCGGCUGGCGAACGCCCCCCAGCUGCUGCGGACAACAGCGAGCACGUCCGCCUCAGCCCUUCACAGAAUGCAGUGAUGUACUCCACAAGGGUACAGACUCUGGGCCGGUACGUCUUCAUCCUGCACUAUCACCAGCCCCUGCACCCCACCUUCGCUGUCCAGGUCUUCCUCAACGGCGGACGCAUUUGGCAGGGCUUUGCCAAUGCGACCUUCUGCCCCCAUGGUUACGGUUGCCGCAGUCUGCUGAUCUCAGAAAAUCAGAUCAUCCUGGAUGUGACAGACAAUGAGGUCGUGCUGACAGUCCGUGUUCCUGACGGCAAAACACUGUGGCUGGAUUAUGUUCUUGUGGUCCCGGAGGGCAGCUACAGCUCAAGCUACCUCACAGAAGAGCCCCUGGACAAAUCUUACGACUUCAUCAGUAACUGUGGCCAAAACAGCUUUUACAUCAAUCCGGUGUCAGCCUCAGCCUUCUGCAGGAACUCUGCUGUGUCGCUGUCGGCAUUCUUCAACAACGGCGCUCUGCCAUGUGGAUGCCACGAGGUUGGGGCGGAGAGCGACACCUGUGAGCCGUUCGGCGGGCAGUGCCGCUGCCGGCCCAACGUCAUUGGCCGAGACUGCUCCCAGUGUGCCACAGGGUACUGGGGCUUUCCCAACUGCAGGCCAUGUAGCUGUGGCACUCGGCUGUGUGAUGAGGUCACAGGCGAGUGCAUCUGCCCUCCUCGCACACUGAGGCCAGAGUGCGUGAAGUGCGAGCCGCAGACCUUUGGCUGCCACCCGCUGGUCGGCUGCGAGGUCUGCAACUGCUCCAAGCCUGGCAUCACUGCGCUUGACAUCAGCUGUGAUGCCAACAGCGGACAGUGCAGCUGCAAAGACAACAUUAUUGGUCGUCAGUGUGACCGCUGCGCCCCUGGCUUCUAUGGCUACCCCAACUGCAGGCAGUGUGACUGCAAUGAAGCCGGCACAGAGAGUGAUGUGUGUGACUCUGUCACUGGACAGUGCCUGUGCAAGGAAAACGUCGAGGGGCCGCGCUGUGGCCAGUGCCGUGUGGGAACCUUCCACCUGGACCCCACCAAUCCCAAGGGCUGCACCAGCUGCUUCUGCUUUGGGGCGACUGACCGCUGCCGCAGCUCGGACAAGCGCCGCACCGAGCUGAUGGACAUGAAUGGAUGGGUUCUGCUGAGUGGGGACCGGCAGGAGGUUCCAGUUUCCACGGAUCUGGAGAAGGGCCUGGUGGAGGCUGACCUGAGCGACGUGCCUGAUGUCUACCAAGACCUUCACUGGCACGCCCCCAGCAGCUACCUAGGAGACAAGGUGUCAUCGUAUGGAGGUCAUUUACGAUAUCGACUGCACUCCCAGACCCAGCCUAUGAGGGGCGACGUGCUGAACUUGCCCGCUGAGGCUUCCCGUCCUGAUGUCAUUCUCAAGGGUAACCAGAUGACCCUGGUGUACCUGGAGAGAGAGUAUUUAUCCCCUGGAGUGCCCCAUGAUGGAAGAGUUCACCUGGUGGAGGGCAGUUUCAGGCAUGCACAGACCGGCAAUGUGGUGUCUCGGGAGGAGCUGAUGAUGGUGCUGGUGGGGUUGGAGGCCCUGCAGAUCCGGGCCCUGCACUCUCAGUCUGCCCUGGCCGUGUCGCUGCGUGGGGUGGUGCUGGAGGGAGCCGAGAGCUCGGCCACCGGGCAGCACGCCAGCAACGUGGAGAUCUGCCUCUGCCCUGCCAACUACCAGGGCGACUCCUGCCAGCAAUGUGCACCAGGUUACUAUAGAGACACCAAGGGACUAUUCCUGGGAAAGUGUGUUCCCUGCAACUGCAAUGGCCACUCUGACCAGUGUCUGGAUGGAUCAGGGAUUUGUGUUAACUGCCAGCACAACACUGCAGGAGAUCAUUGUGAGAAGUGUCGGGGUGGUUUCCUUGGCAACUCCACGGUUGAUGGGCACGCCCCCUCAUGUACCAGCUGCCCCUGUCCACUGCAGGUUACCUCCAACAAUUUUGCUGUGGGUUGUGUGGAGAAGUCAGGGCGGAUGCAGUGCCUGUGUAUGCCUGGAUAUGCUGGACCCCACUGUGAGAGGUGUGCUCCAGGUUUCUACGGCAACCCCAUGGUGAUCGGCAGUACCUGCCAGCCCUGCCAGUGCCACGACAACACAGACCCCAACAUGCUGUUCAGCAACUGCCACCCGCUGACGGGGGAGUGCCAGGGCUGCAUGCACAACACCGCCGGCCCACACUGUGAGGUCUGUGCGCCGGGCUUCUACGGGGACGCCGUCAAUGCCAAGAACUGUACCAAAUGCAACUGUUCACCAUGUGGCACUGACAGAUGUGACCCUCACACGGGGGUGUGCCACUGCAAGCCUGGCGUAAAGGGUGCCCACUGUGACAUCUGCGAGGAGGGGAUGUUCGGAUUCGAGACCUGCGCUGGCUGCCGGCGCUGCGACUGUGAUGCUGCAGCUGCCCUGUUACAAUCAUGUGACCCCAGGAACGGGACCUGCGCCUGCCGGCCAGGUGUCAACGGCCCCCACUGCCGCCAGUGUGCCCCGGGACACUGGGAUUACAGCCCCACAGGCUGCAAGAGGUGUGAAUGCAAAGCAGGACUGUGUGACCCCAGGACAGGGGAGUGCAGGUGUGGCCCGGGGCUGACAGGGAAACAGUGUGACACCUGUGCAAACAGGUACAGCAUCCCCGUGGAGAAUGGAGUAGAUCCCAUACACUGCCAAGUCUGCGACAGUUGUGUCAUCGUCUUGCUGGAGGACCUGGACAGAAUGAAUGGCCUUUUCCUGUCUGUCAAGGAUCAGCUGACCAAUGUGAAUGCCAGCUCCAUCGCUUGGGCACAGCUGAACAACCUCAACAGCUCCAUAGCAACCAUUGCUAAUACAAUAGACAACUAUAACUCCACGCUGGAUGAAGGCCGGAGUAGAGCAGACAUGCUGGAGGUUGAGGCUCAGAACAUCAACUCUGACAUCGAUGAGUUGGAGCAAAAGGCGCAGCUGACAAGCCAGAAGGCGGAUGACCUUGAGAACAGCACCGGCAAAACUCACCAGCGAGCCGAAGACCUGCUUGUAUUCAUCAAGGGCAUCAUGGGAGAUAUUGAAGACAUUUCAGCCCUGGCGAACAAGACUUAUGAGUCGAGUGAGGGCCCGGGGGAGGACUUGUCUGGGAAGCUGGCCCAGGUGGAAACCAUGCUGCGGGAGAUGAGGUUCCGGGGCUGUGAGGGCCAGAAGACUGCGGCUGAGAAAGAGCUGUCGGAGGCCCAGAAGCUGGUGGAUCGGGUAAAGGAGGAGCUGGUGAACCGACUGGCAGACAACCAGGCUGUGGUCAAGAGCAUCAGGGACCAGCUGAGCAAGUUCCAUGCUGAGCUGAUGGACCUGAGGGACGCUCUCAAUGAAGCGGUCAACAACACCGCCCGGGCUUCUGACACCAACAACAUCAACAUGAAGAGACUGGAGGAGAGCCGGCAAAAAGUUGAAGACCUGCAGAAGAAACAGAAGGAGGUGAACGACCUGCUGCAGAUGUCAGAGGAUGCUGUGGCUCAAGUCAACGACCUGCUCUCCAUGCUGCAUGACUCCAAGGAGGAAUACGAGCGCUUGGCAGCCCAGCUGGACGGGGCCAGGAAGCCUCUGGCUGAGAAGGUGCAGACGUUCACCCCGACUGUGUCCAAGAUCCCUCUGGUGGAGGCUGCAGAGAAGCACGCCGAGCUGCUGGAUCAGCUGGCCAAGAACCUCUCCAGCGUGAUUGCAGACACAAAUCAGGACGGAUUCAUCCAGCGUGCGGUGAACGCGUCUCGCGCCUACACCAACAUCAUCGUUGCCGUGCGCGAUGCUGAAAACGCUGCCCGUGAGGCCGACCAGGCAGCCAUGGAUGCUCUGGAGAAGGUGCAGGGGAAAGACCUUGGCCAGCUGGCUGAUUCACUGAAGAACAGGAGCAAUGAGCUGAUGGAUGAGGCCCUGAAUCUGCAAGAUAAGCUCGCCAAGAACAUUAAGCCUGAGCUUCAGGAUGCAAAGAAGAGGCUUCAAGAUGCCAAAAAUAAACAGGAGUCUCUUCUCAAGGAUCUGGAAACCAUCCAGACGAAUCUCAAUUUCAGCAGAGAGGAAACAGCCAUGAACAUUGAGCUUGCCAAGUCAGCAGCUGCUCAGGCCAAUAACACCGCUGCCAAGGUAGAGGAGGUGCUCAGCCCCAUGAAGGAGCAGCUGGACCAGUGGCAGAAACAGUAUGGCGACUCCAACACCACCAAUGAGGACAUUAACAAUGCCUUCCUGGAAGCUAACAAAUCAGUUGGGUUACUGGGUGACACCAUCCCUCUCUUGAUGAAGAAGCUGGACAAGCUGCAGAACCAUUCCACACAGAUGCCCAACAUCUCUGAGAACAUCCAAAGGAUCCGUCAGCUAAUUGCUCAGGCUCGCAAUGCCGCCAACAAGGUGAAAGUGCCAGUGAAAUUUAAUGGGUCCUCAGGGGUACAGGUGAGGACUCCCAGUAACCUGGCUGACCUGGCAGCCUACACCUCACUCAAGUUUGACAUCAUUCUGCAAGCACCCAAAAGGAAAAGACGGGAAGAUAAUAAUAAUCAGCAGUUCGUCUUAUACCUUGGCAACAAAAAUCCCACCAAGGAGUACUUGGCAUUGACGCUUUUGGGACAGAAACUGGUCUGGCGGUACAAUUUGGGCGGAGCAACAGCAGAGGUUAUGGUGGACUACCAGAUCCAAACAGAUGGCUUCAACAGUGUCAGCCUGGAUAGGAUUCUGCAGCAUGGGGAGAUAUCAGUCUCUGAAGAGAAAGCAGGGAACAGGGUGUUCAAGGCAAGUGCGGAGGCUGCAGGGGAAAAAGGCUUGCUUAACCUCUCAGCAGAAGAUGCUGUCUUCUAUGUGGGAGGAUAUCCUGACAACUUCCAGCUCCCUCCUGAGCUUAAAGACACUACGGGAUUCCAGGGCUGCAUUGAAAUGGGCACUCUAAAUGAGGAAGUUCUGAGCUUGUACAACUUUGAACAGACCUUCCGACUUAACACCACUGAGACUAAGCCGUGCACCAGAGUAAAGCCAGCCCUGGUACGGCAGUGGGUCAACGAUGCAGCCUAUUUUGAUGGCACAGGCUAUGCGAAGAUCACAUUUAACGCGGAGGGAAGCUCCAGAGGAUACAGUCGCUUUGAACAGGAAGUCAAGGUGCUCCCACAAAAUGGCAUCAUUUUGCUGCUACAAGACCAGGACAAGUUCCUGUGUCUGGCUGUCCACAACAGCCUGAUAAAGGUGUUCUAUGACUUCACGGGAGAGAUGAAGGAGGCAGAACCGAUCAUCACAGACCAGGCAAAUGUUAUUGGUGGACAGACCAAAACGCUGGAUGUCAUCAUUCUUCACAAAAAUAAACGGCUGAUGGUGAAGAUCAGUAGGACGACCGUGUAUAAUGUGAUCGCCAUGGAUUUGCCCCGCUUCAGUGAGAGCUACUACCUAGGGGGAGUGCCAAAGGACAAACUACCAGACAGCCUGAAGGCCUACUUCCCUGAACAGACCUCCAUCAAAGGCUGCAUCAGGAACAUCAAGGCCUACGACUCUUACAUUGACAUCAAGAGAAUGAACAGCUCUGGAGUCAGCUAUGGCUGCCCCCAUGAACUCCUGGUCACAAGGGAAGCGCACUUCUCUGGAACCGGUUACAUAAGCCUACCCCUAGACAACCUCCCGGACGCGAAAUCAGACUUCUAUGCUGGGUUGGGCUUUCGGACUGACCAGAAGAAUGGGCUCAUGUUCCUCUACAACAAAGAAAGUGAAGUGUGCCAGGUUCACCUCGACAGGGGUCAUGUGGUGGUGAGGUCUGGGAAUAAGGAAAUUAAGACUCAGAAGACCUACAAUGAUGCAAACAGCCAUUAUGUGGCUCUGUACAGCAAUGGCACAGGGCUGUAUGUCUAUGUGGAUGACACUUUGGAGAACCCAGCGGGUGUGUUGGACACGAGCCCCACCACAGCCAGCACGGAUGGGAGCGUGUACCUAGGGGGCACACCUGUGGAUGUGGGCGUGGCCAACGUCAGCGGCUGCCUCAGCAACCUGUUUGUCAAACGCACAAAGUUGCCGCAGACGGUGGUGGACCUGCUGAAGGCGAAGGAGAACGUGAACGCACCGCAGAGUUGCCCGCCAGCCAAGGGGCCCCAGCAGAUCCUGGCCUCCCCGCGGGGCCACAAGAACCCCAAGGGCAGGAACAGGAAGCCGCAGGGCGGGUCACGGAGCCGCAGCGCUCGGGGGUCCUGCCAGCCAGAGCUGUCCGCCCCUGAGGCUCGGGCUCUGCACUUCAGCGGCUCCUCGCACAGCUACAUGCAGCUCGACUCCCUCCCUGCGGCCUUCAGGAAGACACCACACUUCUCCAUGGGUGUGCGUGUCAACUCCUCAGAUGGGCUGAUCUUUUACGUGGGAGGAGAGAAAAAUGGUGUUGCCAUGAUGCUGUCUGUCUCUGGUGGUCACUUCCUCCUGCUCAUUGACAACGGCCGAAAGAAGACCAGCGUUCGCAGCCGCAAAAAGUACACAGACAAUCAGUGGCAUACGGUCUUUGUAAAGAGGGAGGGGGAGAAGGCUACUCUGAUAGUGGACGGGAUCAGUGCGCAGACCAGGAGGGUGUCUGGUGUGGAGAGGAGUCCACUCAUUCCCCCUCUGUAUAUUGGAGGCCUUCCCUCCAGCCUGUCCAGUUCAGUGAUCACGGUCCCUGCUCAAGGAGGGUUUGCUGGCUGUAUCAGGGAUAUAAGGCUAAACGAGGAGCCCCUGGAAGGCCCCUCUCAUUCCCUGGGCGUUGUGCCCUGCUUCCAGGAUAGCCUGCAGCCGGGGGUCUACUUCUCCAGCCAGGGGGGACACAUCUCUAUUGAUGACACCCUGACGGUGGGCCGGGACCUGGAGAUCUUGCUGGAGGUGCGGCCCGUCUCGGACUCCGGGCUGCUGCUGCAUGCUGGCAGCAAGAAGGGCCUGCAGCUGAGCCUGUACCUGAACCAGGGAGAGGUGACAGUCUUGGCGAAUAAUGGCAACGGAGAAUUUUCUGCUUCUUUGACACCGGAGGAGUCAGUGUGCAAUGGGCACUGGCACAGCAUCACAAUUGUGAAGAAAAGCAAUGUGAUCCAGCUUGAUGUGGACAUGGUCAGCGAGCAUGGCGUGGGCCCCAAGCAGAGCCGCUCCUCUGGGAGCAAAGAAACAGUCUACCUGGGUGGAGUACCAGAUGCUGUGGAUGUCCCCGGUCUGCCUUCCUCUUUGCCCUCAUUCCACGGUUGUGUGCGAAGGGUAGUUAUUAACCAGAGGCCCAUGACACUGAGCAAGCCCCUAUCUGUGCAUGGAGCCGUGGGUACUCAGGGCUGCCCCUCCAUGUAGUCACCACAUGCCGGCUCUAUCCAGAGGACCUUCCCGACACGUUACAACCUUGGGUGGUGGGCUUUCUUUCAAUAGUUAAUUUAAACAGAUAUUUAUAAAUAUGAAUUUUUACAUUUUAAUUAUUAAAACAGAAAUUCUAUUUUCCACCUGCCCAUUUUACCAUUCAAAUACCUCUACAACUGGGAAAAAAACUGGGGUAUCAUUGAUCCUUAAGACAUGAGAUGUCCUUAUCCACGAUCGUCCAUAUAUCCAGUGUUGUAAACAACAUGUUGCAGGAAUUAAAGGGUCCAAAAUGUUUAAUGAUCACAAAAAUGCUCCAUCUGUAUUUGGGACUGAUAUGAUCCACAUGUAUUUUAAUGGAAUUGCACCUUUUCCUUUCAUUUUGUAUGCGGUAUUAUGGGAACAAUGUAUCAUGAGGGGUUAUAAAAAUAACAAAUACUGGUGUUGUAUUUGUAUUUCACUCAGAAAUUUUAAAUGAUCCCCAACCAACUAUAGUUGCUGUAAACAAAUUUUAAUGGCGUCAAUAAAGUGUUCUUUUGGAAAGAUUAUAGGUUUUUGUAAUGAGUAUCAAAGGGCUCAAACUAAGCACUGUUAAUGUUAGCAGAUGCAGAAUUUCUGCCACUUGGGUUGUUAACAUCAUCCAUAAUUUGCACUUGCUGUCAGUGGGACAGGUAAUUUUAAAGGCAUUUUCUUUGAGGAAUUACUGUAACUAUACAGGACCUAUACACGGGAAUAGGCCUA
Megalops cyprinoides (Indo-Pacific tarpon) is the source of this 12179-nucleotide messenger RNA. It is a transcript of the gene lama5, whose product is annotated as laminin, alpha 5. Bases 351 to 11438 code for a protein of 3695 amino acids. The record is from RefSeq and is a predicted model, not a curated record. The transcript has 80 exons. Gene Ontology annotation, cellular component: basement membrane. Gene Ontology annotation, molecular function: extracellular matrix structural constituent; signaling receptor binding. Gene Ontology annotation, biological process: regulation of cell migration; axon guidance; regulation of embryonic development. Lineage: Eukaryota; Metazoa; Chordata; Actinopteri; Elopiformes; Megalopidae.